Messenger RNA from Pongo pygmaeus (Bornean orangutan), 2438 nucleotides. It is a transcript of the gene KCNIP4, whose product is annotated as potassium voltage-gated channel interacting protein 4. Gene Ontology annotation, cellular component: voltage-gated potassium channel complex. The record is from RefSeq and is a predicted model, not a curated record. Lineage: Eukaryota; Metazoa; Chordata; Mammalia; Primates; Hominidae. The coding region runs from base 376 to 1065 and encodes 229 amino acids. Gene Ontology annotation, molecular function: potassium channel regulator activity; calcium ion binding. Gene Ontology annotation, biological process: regulation of potassium ion transmembrane transport. The transcript is spliced from 8 exons.
GUCCUCGGGUGAUCUGCGCCGCGACUUCAUGCGUGGCUCUCUCUCUGUGCAAGAGUGAUAAUGAGGAAGCCGAUAAUUCCGACAGGCCCGACUUUAUCCGGCUGCUACUUCUGGCCUCUGCUACAGCAGACAGGAUGAAUGCAUUUUCUCUCACUCACGCCCUUUUUCUCAGCCUCUCCAUCUCCAUCUCGUCUCCUUUCCCUUCUCUCUCUCUCUCUCUCUCUCUCUCUCUCUCUCUCUCUCUCUCUCUCAUACGCUCUCCUCCUCCCCUUUCUCCAGCAGUAGCCUUCUUAAUGUAGUUUAAUGGCUUUACAAAGAAAGCCAGGCAGAGGAGCACUUCUCAGUGGCUGUGGUCGGACCAUGACCUAGCUGACCAUGAACUUGGAAGGGCUUGAAAUGAUAGCAGUUCUGAUCGUCAUUGUGCUUUUUGUUAAAUUAUUGGAACAGUUUGGGCUGAUUGAAGCAGGUUUAGAAGACAGCGUGGAAGAUGAACUGGAGAUGGCCACCGUCAGGCAUCGGCCCGAGGCCCUUGAGCUUCUGGAAGCCCAGAGCAAAUUUACCAAGAAAGAGCUUCAGAUCCUUUACAGAGGAUUUAAGAACGAAUGCCCCAGUGGUGUUGUUAAUGAAGAAACCUUCAAAGAGAUUUACUCGCAGUUCUUUCCACAGGGAGACUCUACAACAUAUGCACACUUUCUGUUCAAUGCAUUUGAUACGGACCACAAUGGAGCUGUGAGUUUCGAGGAUUUCAUCAAAGGUCUUUCCAUUUUGCUCCGAGGGACAGUACAAGAAAAACUCAAUUGGGCAUUUAAUCUGUAUGACAUAAAUAAAGAUGGCUACAUCACUAAAGAGGAAAUGCUUGAUAUAAUGAAAGCAAUAUACGAUAUGAUGGGUAAAUGUACAUAUCCUGUCCUCAAAGAAGAUGCUCCCAGACAACACGUCGAAACAUUUUUUCAGAAAAUGGACAAAAAUAAAGAUGGGGUUGUUACCAUAGAUGAGUUCAUUGAAAGCUGCCAAAAAGAUGAAAACAUAAUGCGCUCCAUGCAGCUCUUUGAAAAUGUGAUUUAACUUGUCAAAUAGAUCCUGAAUCCAACAGACAAAUGUGAACUAUUCUACCACCCUUAAAGUUGGAGCUACCACUUUUAGCAUAGAUUGCUCAGCUUGACACUGAAGCAUAUUAUGCAAACAAGCUUUGUUUUAAUAUAAAGCAAUCCCCAAAAGAUUUGAGUUUCUCAGUUAUAAAUUUGCAUCCUUUUCAUAAUGCCACUGAGUUCACGGGAUGUUCUAACUCAUUUCAUACUCUGUGAAUAUUCAAAAGUAAUAGAAUCUGGCAUAUAGUUUUAUUGGUUCCUUAGCCAUGGGAUUAUUGAGGCUUUCACAUAUCAGUGAUUUUAAAAUAUCAGUGUUUUUUGCUACUCAUUUGUAUGUAUUCAGUCCUAGGAUUUUGAAUGGUUUUCUAAUAUAGUGACAUCUGCAUUUAAUUUCCAGAAAUUAAUUUUCAUGUUUGAAUGCUGUAAUUCCAUUUACAUACUUUAAGUAAACAAGAUUACUACAAUUAAAAAAACGCAUAGUUCCAGUUUCUAUGGCCUUCCCACCUUCUGUUAGAAAUUAAUUUUAUCUGGCAUUUUUAAACAUUUAGUUUAUUAUCAGCAUAUACCUAAUAAAAAACUUAUUUUAAUAAGCAUUUAAUUUUCCGUAAUACAUUACAGCCAAGGCCUAUAUAGUAAUUUUGGAUUUGUUCUAUCUUACAGGCUGUUUUCUAUUAUUGUAUCAAUCAUUAAGUGGAAGUUCAAGAAGGAGAAGGCAUCAAACAAAACAAACAAGGAUGUUUACAGACAUAUGCAAAGGGUCGGGAUAUCUAUCCUCCAGUAUAUAGUAAUGCUUAAUAACAACUAAUCCUAACAGCAUUAAAGGCCAAAUCUGUCUCUUUCCCCUGACUUCCUUACAGCAUGUUUAUAUUACAAGCCAUUCAGGGACAAAGACUACCCCACUGUCUACUAGGAACAAACAGCAAGCAAAUUCACUUUGAAAGCACCAGUGGUUCCAUUACAUUGACAACUACUACCAAGAUUUAGUAGAAAAUAAGUGCUCAACAACUAAUACUAAUCCGGAUUAUUCAGAUUAUUUAUUUUUAAUCAUCUUAGCCAAAACUGUAAAGUUGCCACAUUACUAAAGACACACACAUCGUCCCUGUUUUGUAGAAAUAUCACAAAGACUAAGAGGCUACAGAAGGAGGAAAUUUGCAACUGUCUUUGCAACAAUAAAUCAGGUAUCUAUUCUGGUGUAGAGAUAGGAUGUUGAAAGCUGCCCUGCUAUCACCAGUGUAGAAAUUAAGAGUAGUACAAUACAUGUACACUGAAAUUUGCCAUCGCGUGUUUGUGUAAACUCAAUGUGCGCAUUUUGUAUUUCAAAAAGAAAAAAUAAAAGCAAAAUAAAAUGUU